Messenger RNA from Knipowitschia caucasica, 774 nucleotides. NCBI's taxonomy places the organism in Eukaryota, Metazoa, Chordata, Actinopteri, Gobiiformes, Gobiidae. The record is from the annotation of a GenBank genome assembly.
AUGCCGCAUCAGUCUCUGACGCCGCAUCAGUCUCUGACGCCACAUCAGUCACUGACGCCGCAUCAGUCACUGACGCCGCAUCAGUCACUGACGCCGCAUCAGUCUCUGACGCCGCAUCAGUCUCUGACGCCGCAUCAGUCUCUGACGCCGCAUCAGUCUCUGACGCCGCAUCAGUCUCUGACGCCGCAUCAGUCUCUGACGCCGCAUCAGUCUCUGACGCCGCCUCAGUCUCUGACGCCGCAUCAUCUCUCUGACGCCGCAUCAGUCUCUGACGCCGCAUCAAUCUCUGACGCCGCAUCAGUCUCUGACGCCGCAUCAGUCACUGACGCCGCAUCAGUCUCUCUGACGCCGCAUCAGUCACUGACGCCGCAUCAGUCUCUGACGUCGCAUCAGUCUCUGACGCCGCAUCAGUCUCUGACGCCGCAUCAGUCUCUGAGGCCGCAUCAGUCUCUGACGCCGCUGAGGCCGCAUCAGUCUCUGACGCCGCAUCAGUCUCUGACGCCGCAUCAGUCUCUGACGCCGCAUCAGUCUCUGACGCCGCAUCAUCUCUCUGACGCCGCAUCAGUCUCUGACGCCGCAUCAGUCUCUGACGCCGCAUCAGUCUCUCUGACGCUGCAUCAGUCUCUGACGUCGCAUCAGUCUCUGACGCCGCAUCAGUCUCUGACGCCGCAUCAGUCUCUGACGCCGCAUCAGUCACUGACGCCGCAUCAGUCUCUGACGUCGCAUCAGUCUCUGACGCCGCAUCAGUCUCUGACGCCGCAUCAGUCUCUCUGA